This is a messenger RNA of Morone saxatilis (striped sea-bass), 3280 nucleotides long. It is a transcript of the gene cbsb, whose product is annotated as cystathionine beta-synthase b. The coding region runs from base 96 to 1859 and encodes 587 amino acids. Gene Ontology annotation, cellular component: cytoplasm. The record is from RefSeq and is a predicted model, not a curated record. The transcript has 15 exons. Gene Ontology annotation, molecular function: cysteine synthase activity; cystathionine beta-synthase activity. Lineage: Eukaryota; Metazoa; Chordata; Actinopteri; Moronidae.
GCUCAGUGUAGAAUCAGUUGCUGGUGUCUAGAAGAAGACAGAAGAAUAAGAAAAGCAUCAAAUAUUCAUAUUUGAGAAGCUGGAAUUGGUGAGCCAUGCUUUCUGAGCGAACAUAUCUGGGAGAUGUUCCUUCUCUUUGUCCACACACAGCUAACAUGAUAAAUGCAGAUAUUGCUCUGGGUCAAAAGUCUGCAAAUGGAGACCAGGACUGUGUGAAGGUUCAGGAUGAAUUAACCAAUGAGAGUGAUGAGAGGGAAGUGAGUGCUGAUCAGAGGAACUGGAUCCGCCCUGAUUUACCCAGCAGGUGUACCUGGAGGCUGGGUGCACCUCUUUCAGAGUCGCCUCAUAGCCACCCAGCACGCACCAAAGCCUCCAGCAUCCUCCCCAACAUCCUUGGAAAAAUUGGACACACACCUCUGGUUCGUUUGAACAAAAUCCCAAAGGAGUUUGGACUCAAGUGUGAUAUUUUGGCCAAAUGCGAAUUCUUCAAUGCAGGAGGCAGCGUGAAAGACAGGAUCGCCCUGCGGAUGGUAGAAGAUGCUGAGAGAGCUGGGAUCCUCAAACCAGGAGACACGAUCAUCGAGCCCACCUCUGGCAACACGGGUAUUGGCCUCGCGUUGACCGCAGCAGUGAAAGGCUACCGCUGCAUUAUCACCAUGCCUGAGAAGAUGAGCAUGGAGAAGGUCGAUGUGUUGAGAGCUCUCGGGGCAGAAAUAGUGCGCACACCUACUUCUGCAGCUUUUGAUUCACCAGACUCUCAUGUAAGAAUGGCUUGGCGGUUAAAGAACGAGAUCCCCAACUCACACAUCCUCGACCAAUACCGUAAUGCCGGCAAUCCUCUGGCUCACUACGAUACCACAGCCGAGGAGAUACUGGAGCAGUGUGAUGGUAAACUGGACAUGUUGGUGGCCGGAGCUGGCACAGGCGGUACACUUACUGGUGUUGCUCGGAAGUUGAAGGAGAGGUGCCCCAAUGUCAGGAUAGUUGCUGUGGACCCUGAGGGCUCCAUUUUGAUUGAGUCAAAAGAAAAGAGCGAAAUGAAGACUUCUUUUGAAGUGGAGGGCAUCGGAUACGACUUUAUCCCCACAGUGUUGGACAGAUCUCUUGUUGACAUGUGGUAUAAAUCAACUGAUAUGGAGACCUUCUCCAUGUCACGCAAGCUCAUCAGAGAGGAGGGUCUUCUGUGCGGCGGGAGCUCUGGCUCAGCCAUGGCAGCAGCAGUGAAGAUGGCUCAGCAGCUUGAGGAGGGACAGCGCUGUGUGGUCAUCCUGGCCGACUCAGUCCGCAACUACAUGUCGAAGUUCCUGAGUGACAAGUGGAUGUGUGAGAAGGGCUUCCUCAGCCCGGAGGCUCUGCUGGAUUUUAAACCCUGGUGGUGGAAGAUGACUGUCCAGUGUCUACACCUGUCUGCCCCCCUCACUGUGUUACCUUCUGUGUCCUGCCAGAAAACCAUUGAGAUCCUCAAGGAGAAAGCGUUGGACCAGGCUCCGGUCGUUGAUGAGUCAGGUGUGAUCCUGGGGAUGGUGACUCUGGGAAUCAUCCUGUCCUCCGUGUCGGCUGGCAAGGUCAAACCCUCAGACGCUGUCAUCAAGGUGCUCUGCAAGCCUUUCAAACAGGUGCACAUGACAGACAACCUGGGAACGCUGUCCCACAUCCUCGAAACAGACCACUUUGCCCUGGUGGUGCAUGAUCACACCCAGUAUAAUGCUGAUGGGUCUGCUUGCCAGAAGCAGAUGGUGUUUGGCGUUGUGACAGCGAUCGACCUCCUCAACUACAUCACCACACAAGAGAGGCAGGAUUGCUUGUCGUCUGAAUGCUCGCUGUCAGACGCAAUGUCUCUGUCAUCAAUUUCUGUUUAAGACGACAAACAGCAGCACGAGCACCUGUGGUUUAGUCUAGUCAUGUUUAUUUCAGUGUUUCUGUGGCUACAUCUUGAUUAAUUGAGUUUGGUAGCAGUAGUAGGUCCUCUGUAGUAUUAAUGUCUAACAUUAUGAAAUCAGCUCUUUUUUUGAGUAACGUUUACUAAAAACUACAAUGCCCAGCUGUUUGAGUAAAUUAGCUAUCCUUUAAAUAAAUGUAACUAUAUAUUUCUGAUGUAACUAUAUAUAUUUAGAUUUACAUCUUAACUAGGAGCAAAUGAGUUUAGGGUCUGAGUGCCACAGAGUGAGUAGGGAAGCCAGUAAGUAUUCAGAGAAUAACACAGUGUUGGUUUUGGAUUUUAAUGGGAUUUGUUGACAAUAAGGACAAUAUAUAAAAACACCAGCCUCACCCCUUUAAAGACUUAAUUUGUUCAGACUACACUAGAUUAUGAUUUUGUUUCUGGUAUCAAUCAUUAAAAAUGUUACAUUGAGUUUACCUUGUAGCUCUAAUGGGCAGUAAAGCCAAAAUCUUAACUCAAGGUCCACCUACUGGCAGUGUAAGAUGUGGACAGCCUCCUUGAUCUUUUUCUUGCUGUUCACUGACUUUUAGUCGAUGAUCAAUACCGUGAUUGGUUUUAGUGUGAUGUUUGUGUACAAGAGUUUUUUAUGAGAAACUCUAACUUCAUUCAUUUAGGUUGUAGUUAAGCUUGUUACUCUUCUGCAGCUCAGUACAGGGGCGGGUGGAUGAAGACUUCCAUCUAGUGACUGAAAAUCUUAACACUGUGUUUCUAAUGACAGGAAACUGUUGCUCUCUAGAUUUUAGACCUUUUAAGUAAAUGCAGUGUGAUAGAACUUGUUCCCUGACUCAUGUCCUCCUUUGGCCUGUUGUUACCAUGUGUCUCAAUAGACCAGAGGGGGGCAGUAUUAACUCACUGCAGGGUCAGAGACAUCAUAAAGUAUGUGUGUGUGUUACUUUGUGUACAUUGCCAGUGCAGCUCUCUACUGAAACUUUUCUGAAUGUUCAGUUCCUCAUGAGAACCGUGAGUACAGUGGGCCGUGCUGUCUUCAGUCAGUAAGAGCAUUUAUUCUUUAUUAGUACAACUGGAUGUUUCAGCACCUCCUGGUUUGAUGCGAGAACAGAUUAAAGAGGCAAAACAUUAAAAAUUAUUCCCACAUGAAUGUGACAUUGAUUUGACUAAUAAAAAUGCUAAAAUAGUUACUUAAUUUGGCUUUAUUCUCAAAUUAAAUAAAUAUUUUUACAGGACGUUGAGAGUAGCGAUACUGAGAAGAUAAUGUGUUUGGCCAUACUGUUACAUCACAUUAUGACCUCAUAAUAAUUACACUGAUGCUGAUUUAAUUUUGUUUUUAUCGUUAGUAUCAUUAAAUGAUUAGGUGAGCCACAUUCAGCUGAUCUGAUUUCA